Messenger RNA from Dentiscutata erythropus, 247 nucleotides. The record is from the annotation of a GenBank genome assembly. Lineage: Eukaryota; Fungi; Glomeromycota; Glomeromycetes; Diversisporales; Gigasporaceae.
GACAUGUGAAAUAUCUCAACGUAGAUUCAAAUGUAAAAAAAUAAAAAUUAAAGAACUUAAAUCACAUCUAAAAGAUCUUGAUAAACUCAAAGAAGAUGUUAUAAAACUUAAAAACCAAAUUGAUAGUUUAUUAAACAAAAAUGAGGCAUUAAGACAUAAAAGUGAUGAUUUAAGUAGCAUAAUAGACUAUGGAUUUAAAUUGACAGCAUAUUCUGCAGAAAAUGCAGAAUUAACAAUUUUUUUUUGA